Molecule: messenger RNA, 1218 nt
Organism: Trichomonas vaginalis G3
Lineage: Eukaryota; Parabasalia; Trichomonadida; Trichomonadidae
Product: leucine-rich repeats (6 copies)-containing protein
Exons: 1
Coding region: 1-1218 (405 amino acids)
Source: RefSeq, a predicted model, not a curated record
AUGACAAUCUAUCAAGAAGAAACAGGAAUGAGCUUUUUCGAAAACACUGGUUUCACAGAAAUUACAUUUUCAACUGCAAUGUUAAAGCCAUCGUAUUUCAAAGGAAUGUUUAUUGGAUGUAAGAAGUUAAGAAAGGUAACACUUGGUCCUGGUGUAACUGCCGUUCUCGAUCAUAUGUUUGAGAAUUCAUCUGUUGUUGAAGUUGAAUAUUCAGACUCACUCACAUCCAUCGGAGACAUGUCAUUUGCAAGAACAAACAUUCAGACAUUCACAAUCAAAGGAAGUUUGACAGACAUUUAUCCAACAGCAUUCUAUGGAGCAUAUAGUAUCAACAUCGUUGUUUCACCAGAGAACACUAAGUACGAGAUCAUCGAUGGAAAUCACCUUAUCGAGAAGUCAAGUAAGAGUCUUGUCUGUCUUUUCGGUAAGAUUCCUAACACAUUCAAGCUGAGUGAAGAAAUCCGUGUCCUGAAAGAUGCAUCUCUUGCUAGUGCACCAGAAAUUGACAGUAACACAGGAAAAGUCAUCGACUGGGGAAUCACGACAUUGAUCAUCCCAGGAAACAUCAGAGUCGAAGACAAGAUGGAACCUGUCAGAUACACACCUUACUUGCACAACUUGUGCUAUGGAGGAAUCGACCAACCUCCUCUCUUGAACUCAAUGGCACAUCGAUACUUCGUUACAUCUAACUACUCUAAGGACUUCUGGGUUCUUUCAGAAGAAGGCGACAUGGACAAUGAGAACUACAUCGGUGUCAUCCAUGCACCAUGUUCUAACUUCACACCAUACGAAAAGUUCAACCAACGCGAGUUUGACAACCUCUAUGACUGUCCAACAGAUGAGAUUAUUGAAGAGACACCAACUGAGACACCAUUAUUACAAGAAGAAGUACCAUCAUCUAAGAAGACAUCAGGACUCUUGAUCGCUUUAAUCAUCCUCGCUGUCAUCGAGACAGUAUUGAUAUGUCUCAUCGCAUUCUACAUAUACUUCGCGACUAAAGACACAGAAUCAUCGAGUGAAGAAACCGAACCAGCACCAAUGAAAGAAGAGACAGCAUUGUACUCAUACAAUACAGACAAUGAUGGAUCCAUCACUCUCGACAAUCCUCUCUUCAACAAAGGAUUCCACAACGACGAUCCAUUUGCAGAAGACUUCGAAGAGAAAGACGAUAACAAAGACGCUGAUUUGUUUGGUGGAAUGGAUAUUGAAGAAAGAUAA